AUGUUUAAACUAACUCCAGUUCUAUUGUCCUUGGUUUUGGUGGUGAGCUAUAUAAAAGCUAGUCCAAUAUUAAAACAAUUGAAUGAUGAUGAAGAUACUGUGGAAAUUUCGGCCAAUACUUUGGAAGCACCUCAGAAAUCUAAGGAUGUCAUUGAUUUAAGUUUCUAUGGCACGGCCCUGUUUGGAAAACCCGAUCAUAAAGAUACAGCUGAAUUGGUGGCAAAUUAUAAAAUGGAAAACUCCUCAGUAAACCCCGAAGAAUUGGGUUCCUAUUUGGAGGGUGACAUUUUAGUACCCACCGAUGGUGUUACAACUAAAAACGGUCUGACAACACAAAGUUCUCGCUGGCCAAAUGCUGUUGUGCCCUAUGAGAUUCGUGGUAAUUUCAAUGGUCAGGAUAUGGCAAUCAUUGAACAUGCCAUUGCUGAAUAUCAUCGUCGUACAUGUAUUCGAUUUGUGCCACGUACCUCGGAACAGGAUUAUAUUUCCAUUGUAAGUGGUAAUUCCGGAUGUUGGUCUUCGGUUGGACGUGUUGGUGGCAAGCAAGAGGUGAAUUUGCAAUCUCCAGGAUGUUUGACUAAACCCGGUACAGCAAUGCAUGAAUUAAUGCAUGCCUUGGGUUUCUUGCACGAACAAAAUCGUGAAGAACGUGAUGCAUUUGUAUCGAUACAAUUUCAAAAUAUCCAACCCAGUGCUAAGUCGAAUUUCGAUAGAGCAAGUCAUACAAUGGCCUUUGGGGUACCCUAUGAUUAUGGCAGUGUUAUGCAUUAUUCAUCGACUGCAUUCUCGACAAAUGGUCAACCUACUAUUAUUGCUAUGCAACCCAUGGGAGAUGCUAGAAUGGGUCAACGCGAUGGAUUUUCGGAUAAGGAUAUUGAGAAACUUAAUCGCAUGUAUGAUUGUCCGGCAAGCGGAAAUGUUGGUGGUGGCCAAUCCUCUACUGCUGGUAACUCCGCUGUUGAUAAUGCUCUCAUCAAUAGCUUUGUUAGUGGCAUUAUGACUGGCUUAGGUUUUGGUGAUAAUUCCGUGGCUUAA
Musca vetustissima is the source of this 1035-nucleotide messenger RNA. Its product is annotated as hatching enzyme 1.2-like. The coding region runs from base 1 to 1035 and encodes 344 amino acids. The record is from RefSeq and is a predicted model, not a curated record. The transcript is spliced from 2 exons. NCBI's taxonomy places the organism in Eukaryota, Metazoa, Arthropoda, Insecta, Diptera, Muscidae. Gene Ontology annotation, biological process: proteolysis. Gene Ontology annotation, molecular function: metalloendopeptidase activity; zinc ion binding.